AGUGGGAGCUCAUGGAGCUUCCGAUGAACGCCGUCGACAAGAGUACGAAGCGGACGGGUCUGGGCCGUUGCAGGCAUUUCUUUUGGCUGGGCGUCGCUUUCGACACGGUGGGCGCGACCCUGCUGUUCACCGGGGUCUUCGCCGAUCUGCUCUUCUACGACCUGCUGCUCUACCUGGGUUCCAUCAUCAUCUUCCUCAGCCUCCUCUGGUGGGUCUUCUGGUACACCGGCAACAUCGAACUGACUUCCGAAGAGGCCUUGAACAGGUCCUACCUCUUGCCCUCCGCCACGAUACUGGAAGCCCUGAACCAGACCAUCAGCAACCGCUUGUCUUUAACCAUCGGCAGCAUUUCCAACACCUUUUUGCGGAUCCGCCGGCGGCGGCGGCGGCGGCGUCACCGCAGGAGAUUCCUGGAAGGGACUGCUUCUCUGAAUAUGACUGUCACCGGCCAGGUCGAAAACCAGCCAGACCAGGGGGACCACGACAAAAGCGGGAUGAAAAGUGUCAAGGAGAGCGGCGACGUUGAAUACUUUGGCAGAGAGGAUCUGCCCAAAUUUGAGGCUGUCGAAAGUUUAAAGGGAGUUUGCUCCCUGGGACCUGAUGCCCGUCCCCUGGGUCCUAAGGCUGGGGUGCUGAGGUUUGUUGAAGGACAAUCAGUCCCUCUGGUGCAGCCAUUCACUCCAUCUUCUCUGGACCAGCCUCUAACUCCAGCCAUCCUGGCCUCUAAGAGCCUGCCCACAGUCCCUUUGGCUUCUAAGAGCCAACAUCUACCUAUUCUGACUUCUAAGAGCCAGCCUGUAGUUUCCUUGGCCUCUACCAGCCAGCUCCCUUCAGGCACUCUUGCUUCUAGGAGCCAGCCUGCUAUUCCCUUGGCCUCCAAGAGCCAGCCUGUAGUUUCCUUGGCCUCUACCAGUCAGCUCCCUGCAGACACUCUUGCCUCUGAGAUCCUGCCUUCUGUCUCCUUGUCCUCUCAGAGUCAGCCUCUGGCCAUCCUUACCACGGCUAUCUCUGUGGCCUCUCAGGGCUUCCCCCUGGUACCUGUGGCUGCACAGAGCCACCUCCAGAUCCCUCUGGCUUCACAGAGCCAGCUCCAGAAUCUUUUUCAGACCAGUCAAACUCAGCCACCACCUGUUCAGGCUUCUGAAGCUCAGAGUCUGGCCACCCCCGUCUCUCUGCUCCAGCUUCUGCCCACUCAGUCCUUUCAGACCCAACCUGUGGACCCUCACGUGGCUGAGGCUUUCCAGGACUUUCAGGCUUUGUAUCACACCCAGCAGGCCUCCCAGAGCAGCUCUUUAGUCCAAAGGAUUGGACCAAGCCGGUCUCCAUCUGCCCCAGAGAUUCAGGAAAAGCCAGUUGCUUUCAAGAGCCUGCCACCAGCAGGCCAGGAGAAACCCACUGACACUGCAUCCCUGCUCCCUGAGUCCCCAGCUCCAGGGGCUCAAACCCAGCCGUCAGCGCCCCCGGGAGGGCGCCCACCCCCGUCCCAGGAGAGGAAGCGCUAUUCCCUAGCACAGAACCAGACCCCAGCCCUCUGAGUGGCCCUCAGGCCUCCGCCAAAGCUCACCAAGAUUUCUUCAGAUUUAAGUGCCAAGUUUAUAAAAGCACAUUUACCUUAAUCUCGUUUUGGAAGCCUCCGUCUGGAGCCCUGACCUGUGUCAGACCAGUGGACUUCACCAGACUGCCUCUGCGUAGUACACAUGUUUCAGUGUUGGAGAGCAUUUUCCAGCUGCAGAUAAUAAAGUUAUUUAUUGCCAGCAUUUUGAGCCAUAAUAAACUGUGCUAUUCCAAAUGAACUUUGUUUUAAAAUAAGUUGACUUUUAAAAUAGACUUCUCUUGUGAAAGCAUUCCAGCAUUCCAAGUGGAAAAUAGCAUCUCACGUACUUUGGGUGAAGAUGUAAGUACAAUUCUCACAGAAAAUGGACAUUGAAAAAUGCAGCUCUUUGUACCUAAGGAUACUUUGUGACCUCAUUAGCUAUCAGAAAGGUUAUUACAAUCUAUGUAGUAUAAUACGCUAUGAUUUGUAUUUAUAUGUUCCUUUGGUUUAAGUAACCUGAGUUUCCCUUUUUGCCAGGGAUUUAAGAUUUGCUGAUUUGAUUGCAUAUUUUAAUGAUAAUCAAAUAAAAUUCAUUUGGGACUGUUUUCUUCCUUUGUAUCAGUGGAUUGUUUA
Messenger RNA from Camelus dromedarius (Arabian camel), 2167 nucleotides. RefSeq names its product protein enabled homolog. The transcript has 2 exons. The record is from RefSeq and is a predicted model, not a curated record. NCBI's taxonomy places the organism in Eukaryota, Metazoa, Chordata, Mammalia, Artiodactyla, Camelidae. The coding region runs from base 12 to 1535 and encodes 507 amino acids.